UGCAGCUUCCAAGAUGCGAGUGGCGCCGCGCGAAGCACUUCAAAACAGCGGUCGAGCUCCCCCCGGCCCGACAACGUCCGGCAGCGGCGACUGGAGCGCGCGCGCGCCUUCAUCCUGGAGGAGGCGGAGGAGGACGACGAGUCGGCGGAGGAUGACGAAAGCGUCGGCGAGGACGUCAGCAGCGAGGAGGACGGGCCGUCGGCGCGCGACAUCGACGGCGCCUACCGACGGGACGAGCUAUACAACUCGCAGAAGAAUGGCGACAUUACCGACUACCUGGCCAUUAAAUACGGGGGCAAGAUGGUUCCACUGAAAGAAAUGCCGGACGCUCUGCGCAUCAUCAAGCCCAGCGACGACCUGCAAAAGAGCCAGUGGGUGCGCAUUAAGUCAGUGCUGCUGAAGCUGCUGCCGCGCAUCGACUAUUCCAAGCGCCGCUUCUCGCCGCGCGGGACGCCGGUGAGGGCGGCGCGCAGGGCGGAGCCCGACCCCGACACCUCGGCGGUGAAAGGAAAAAAGAAGAAAACAAAGAGACCAAUGGCCAAGCCUUUCAAUGAAUCUGCAAUAAAAGACAUCGGGGGAGAAGUAACUCAUGAAAACAAUUUCCUUGUUUUUGAAGGGAAUCGAUAUUCAAAAAAUGGCUUCUUGUACAAGAAGUUCCCGUUGAAAGGAGUCAUUAAAUCUGGGGUGCGGCCGUCUCUGGCCGAGGUGGAGCAGCUGGAGGCGUGGACGUCGGCGCUGGCGGAGGCGGAGGCGGCGGCGGCUGCGACGGCGCCGCAGCGGCUGGCGCCGGGCGACCGCGUGGCCGUGUGCGCGGGUGAGCUGAUCGGGCUGAGCGGGCAGGUGGCGCGCGUGGACGGCGUGGGCAGCGGCGCCGUCGUCACCUCGGGCUUCGUGGUGCGCGUGGAGGAGAACCGCGUGGUGCUGCUCUCGGACAGCGCCUGCCAGGAGAUCGAGGUGCUGCCCCAGGACCUGCAGAAGAGCUGCGGCACCGUCACCGCCGUCGCCCCCGUCUCCUCCUUCCAGUGGGGAGAUGUGGUACAGCUGGAUUCUCAAACAGUGGGCAUAGUAGUGAGUGUCAAAGGAAGAAAUGUGUACAUUUUAUCCAUGUAUGACAAGAUCAUUGAAGUAAAACCACAAUCAUUGCAAAAGAAAGGCGGUCGCGGAUUUGUUUUUGCACCAGACGUCAAUUCUAAUGCUGUCCAAAGGCACGAUUAUGUGAAGGUCAUUGAUGGUCGUCACACGGGUCGUAACGGAGAAGUGAAGUUCUUGUUUGGCGAGUACGCCUUCCUGUACUCCAACCUGUACGAGGACAAUAGAGGGUACUUCGUGUGCAAAACGCGGCAGGUUUUGCUGGCCGGCGCACAGGAGGAACUGGUGCCGAACGGACGGGUGACGAACGCCGCGUCACCUCGGGCUGUGCGGCGUGGAGGCAGCGGAGGUGGUGGAGGCUGGCCGGGUGGCCCGUCCCGGGACACCACCCUCAUCGGCAAGACCGUCCAGAUCGUCAGAGGCAACUUCAAAGGCAGCGUGGGCGUGGUGCGCGACGCGACGCAGCGCGUGGUGUGGGUGGAGCUGCACGCGGGCUGCCAGAGCAUCGCCGUUGACCGGGCGCGCGUGGUGUGCGUGGACGUCCGCCCGGCCACGCCCUCGGCCGCCACGCCCUUCACCGCGGCCUCCACGCCCUGCGCCACGCCCUUCUCCACGCCCGGCACCACCCCCUGCGCCACGCCUUGCGUCACACCGUGUGCCACGCCGCUCUACCGGGAAGGCAGCACCACCCCCUACACUACGCCGCCAGACACCCCGCGCCUGGGAGGGUGGACGCCGUCUCAUUGUGGCUCCUGCACCCCCAGCGACAGCAUCAUCUCAACUUCAACAGCAAAAACCUGCGAGUUUGAAAAUUAUAGUAGAAGUUGCAAUGAUCUUAAUACUCAAUAUACUAGAUGUGGUUUUUUUUUUGCAACUGGGAAAAGACAAUUGUUAAAUAUGAACUGUAUAGAUGUCUAUAAUCGAAGAUUUUUCGACAUUUGCUAUCCUCCUGGAGGCAGCCGAGCAGCCCGUCGAGGCGCCGGUCCCGUUCGCACAGCAGGUGAGCCCGGAGCCCCCCUGCGUAUGGACCUGCGUCGGGCAAACAUUGCUCGCUUCCGUCCGGGCUUCGCUCUUAGCCCUGCAUCAACAGCGCUGCUGCGUCCGUGGGUCAACAGCGCAACAGCGCUGCUGCUUACGUGGGUGCUUCUGAGCUGCUAUGCAAUGGAACUAAAGCACAAUAAACUU
Gryllus bimaculatus (two-spotted cricket) is the source of this 2274-nucleotide messenger RNA. The record is from the annotation of a GenBank genome assembly. NCBI's taxonomy places the organism in Eukaryota, Metazoa, Arthropoda, Insecta, Orthoptera, Gryllidae.